Molecule: messenger RNA, 4512 nt
Organism: Penicillium coprophilum
Lineage: Eukaryota; Fungi; Ascomycota; Eurotiomycetes; Eurotiales; Aspergillaceae
Product: CCR4-NOT core ubiquitin-protein ligase subunit MOT2
Exons: 7
Coding region: 1-4512 (1503 amino acids)
Biological process (GO): protein ubiquitination
Cellular component (GO): CCR4-NOT complex
Molecular function (GO): ubiquitin-protein transferase activity; nucleic acid binding
Source: RefSeq, a predicted model, not a curated record
AUGUCCAGCCUUUCAUUGAUCGAUUCCGUCAUCGACGAUGACGACGAGUUUUGCCCCCUCUGCAUUGAAGAGUUCGAUCUCUCCGAUAAGAAUUUCAAACCCUGUCCUUGUGGAUAUCAGAUUUGCCAAUUCUGCUACAACAACAUUAAAACGCAGAAUGAAGAAGGACGAUGCCCUAAUUGUCGGCGCGGAUACGAUGAAAGUACCAUCCAGUACAAGAUUCCUGACGUCGAGGAGUUCAAGGCAGAUCUGGCACUCAAACAUCGCAAGGCGGCUGCUGCGAAAAAGAAGGAAGCCGAAAAGCGUGAGAUCGAAGCUUCUAGUCGGAAGAACUUGGCCGGUGUCCGUGUCGUCCAAAAGAACUUGGUCUAUGUUAUCGGCCUCAACCCUACGAUCCGAGACGAAAACCAACUCCUUCAAACGCUUCGUGGGCGGGAAUAUUUCGGUCAAUAUGGCGAGAUUGAGAAAAUCGUAGUCAGCAAGGCUAAGCCCGGCGGCAACCCUAACCAGGGAAUCGGUGUUUAUGUGACUUUCUCGCGUAAAAUUGAUGCUGCGAUGUGCAUCAACGCUGUGGACGGUUCCGGAAAUGGCGAUCGAGUGCUCAGAGCCCAAUACGGAACAACCAAAUAUUGCUCCUCUUUCCUUCGCAAUGAGCAGUGCAACAAUCGGAACUGUACUUUCUUGCACGAGACUGGAGAAGACAGCGACAGCUACAGCCGCCAAGACCUCUCAUCCAUGAACUCGAUCUCCACCCAACGUCCGAACCUCCCACCCACACCCUCUCACGUGAGGUCCGCUCAACCCAUCGCCCAUCCUAUGCGCCGGCAACCGAGCAAGGAUGACUCGAUCAGCAGUCGCACCGGCAUACCAGAUGGCCCGGCUCUACCGUCAACUGCCAGCUGGGCUAACAAAGAUGUAGCAACUGCUAUUCACCGAACCAGAAGGACUAGUCUCACUGGCAGCCAAGCCUCCAAUAGCCCACGGCCCGCAAGCGUGAAUGUUGCAACCCCGGUCGAAGAACCAAAGCGAGCAGAAAAGCCAUCUCCAAUUUCCCAAGAAUCCCAACAACCUACCUCUCAAGUCGAUCCCCAAUCACCCGCCCCGCAACCGCGUCCUCGCCGUGUGGCUCAACCACCCAAGCUACCAUCACCGUUUGAUACUUUGCUCAAGGAUAUCAAUUCUCCUGAUUUCAAAUUCUCCUUCAGCACGGCCGAGCUAAGCGCUGAAGAGGUCAAGUUGAUCAAGGAUUACCCAUCUUUCAUCGAUCCAUAUGGUGGCGUCAAGCGCAGAGCAAUGCGCGAAAAGGUCGAGCAAGAGCGUCUGAGUCGCGAGCACGAGUUGCUCCAAUCUGUCGCAGCUGAGGAGGAGAGUCGUGAAGCUGGUAGCCUGCAGCUUGGUGGUGAGCCAGAAGAAGCAAACCCCCCGCGCAAUCGCCAGACACGAGAGUCUCACGGUGCUAUCCAACCUCCCUCGCAGCAAGACACCGCGGACAAUUCGACUGUUGGAUCACCUGUUUCUGCAACUAGCCAUCAAUUCCAAGGCUUGAACCUCGCUGGACGAAGCUUAACUCCCUUGCAGCAACAACAAUUGAUGCUACUCAAGUCCGCCGGUAAUCAGCAAGCUGGUCUGGCUGACCAUCUCAGCUCUGCCGCGCUGGACCAAGCUGCCCAAGCCCGCCAAGGUCUUGUGCACAGUCAAAUGGCACAGUUCAAUGCGCUGCAGGCAGCACAAAACCGACAGUCUUCUCGAUUUUCCUUCGCCAACGAAGCUGGUUCUAAGAAUAUGCCUAAUGCUCGCAUGUUGGGCCAGAUGCAAUCUUCAUCGCCUAACCCUCUCUCUGCCCCAAGCCCUCAACAUGGUCUUGCAGCAAGUGGGUUCUAUGCCAGUGGUGUGCAAGGUCCUCCGCCAGGACUGAAGACAGCCGGUACCCCUCCAAUCAGUGGUGGCGGAAUGUUUGCCCAGGGACAUGGCUUCACCUCUGGACUUAGUGGUAAUGGAGUAAAGCAAGACCCAACUCCCGAGCUAAUGCGCGAGCUCUUGCGUGGACGAACUGGUACGAAUGUUGGUGGUUUACAGGGCCAGGAGGCCGCUAAGCCACAAUACCCCUCCCCCAUGACUCCUGCCAAUGGCCUUCUCAGCUCCUUCUAUGGGCCCCAAGUGGGUAUAAUGCCUGAUUCUGGUGGCCCACAGAAGCAGAAGAAGAAGGGGAAGAAGCACAGAAACGCUAACACUUCCUCCGGUGGAGGUGGUGUAGUAGAUCUUGCGGACCCGAGCAUUUUGCAGGCGAGAAUGCAUCAAGUCGGUGCGAAUGCUACUGCUGGGCAAGCGUUGUACGGGAGUCAGGGUCAAGGUGGGUACAAUCCCUCGAUGGUCUAUGGUGGCGGUAUCAUGAAUGAAGACUUUCCUCCUCUUGGAGAUCAAUCUAAAGAUCGGCGACCUGUCGACAGCUUCGGGUUUCUAAAGUCUCAAUUACCUAGCGAGUCAGCCGCUCGUUCUGGGACUCCCACUCUGCCACCUGGACUGCCUCUACCUCAUGCCCACCCCUCGUCUUCCGUCUUCCAGGAACAUAGUUCUUCUAAACCUUCAUCCCCUGCGCCAAUUGUUCCGCCUGGCUUGACGCCGAACAUUUCACGACUCAACAGCCCAUCGCAGAGCCGUAUUGACAGUCCGUCUCGUCUUUUGAGUCCCGAACUCACAGUCGGCGCCCCUUUAACAUCAAGCCGCGUGAAAGACGCUUCUCAGAUCUCCUUUGGAUCGCCAGUGCAAAAGUCCGCGAGCAAGGCUCGUACCCAACGCAAGAACGAGUUCAACAUUGGAGCCGAUUUUAAGGACUCUUCUGCCAAGACUGGAAACCAGUCGCAGCCGGGUUCUGCUACUAGAAAAGCGAGCCCACUGGAUCUUGGUACCUCAUUGCCCGUCUCCAGCAAGAGUGAGCAGAUCCCAGCUCCUAGCUCUGUUUCUGCAAUCGGCUCGCGGCCCGACACGCCCCAAACAAUCGCUUCUCGCCUUUCCGACUCCCCUGCGCCUCGUCAGCCCCGUAUUCUUCGUGUGGUAGAAACCCCAAAACCAGAAACUCCCCCACUUGUCACCGCACCCUCUGUGCCCGCUUCCAUGGUUGGAGGAACCAAGUCCCGCUCUAGGAGACAAAGUAUGUCAUCAAGCAGUAUUCCGGAUACCUCUGUCGAUAUGGGAUGGGAAGGUGAUUACUAUCCUUCCACCUCUGUUUCUCGUGCGAAUUCUCCUCCCGCGUCUUCUCGUAUCGGUUCAGCACCCGUGCGCUCCAUGACUAAGAGCCAAGUCAAGAAGGAACGCAAACAAAAGGCGAAGGAGGCCGAGGCUAAGAAGGUUGAAACUGCGCCUGUGAGUGAGGAAACUGUUCAAGCGCCUAUCAUGGGGCGGAAGCGCAAGACCAAAAAGGCCCCCACAGCCACUGUGAGCACAGUCGAUGCAUCGGCUGCCAGUGCCCCCGAAAAGAUGAGCACUGCAAAACCAGCAAACGCUUCUCCAGUCAAGGCCGAACCUAAGGCGGAUACCGCAAAGAAACCUAAAGCCAAGGAGACCAAGCCUAAGGAACCGCCUGUAGAGCCAUGGCGCUCGAACAAUACAAUUGGACAGUUGGUGAAGGAUUCCGAGGCUUUUGGAAGGUCAAUUAAAGAUCUUUUCGUCGAACGAACUAAGCCUCUUCACGAGUUGCUCGCUGAGAUGCACAAGUCCGGCGAAAUUGACCUCAACAAAAGUUCCCUCUUCAACCCGAGCAAUCUCAGCCAACGCACCGACAUGAAGUGCACUGCGGAGGACUACGAUUAUCUUCAGUGUCCCAAUGAGUUGACCGAGGAGGAUCGGAAAACCUUGCUUCGCGGAGAGCCCGUUCGAAUUGGUGAUGAAUUCCUCAAGACUCGAUGCCUCAUCACGCCCCGCGGCUGCGUCCUCCGCCACCUCGACCCAGAAGAGGAGGAGCGGUACCUGGAGCUGGAGAAGACUACAGCCAAUACCUCGGAUCCUUUCAUGAUUGGAGACGAUGCGAGCAACCCCAGUGGAGGUCUGGAAGCUCUUUUCGCAAAUCCGGAAAAGUUCAACCUUUGCUGGGUCGACGACAUGCCCACUCGUCUCGGUGCCACGUCCCCGUCCUCUUCUCUUGAGGCGGCGGAAUCUGUAAUCCCACCUAACGUCCUCUCAGCUAUGGAGGCAGACAGCACCCGCAAUCAUGACUGGGCCGUCGCCAACUCGGCUGAAUUUCUUAACACCACCCCUGCUGCCGUGCGCUCCUUCGCCGCUGUAACCGCGCAGCACAUGCUGGGCAAUCCGGGCAUGGUUGGUACUAAUCCGACUCUCGAUGACGUUGCCAGCUUGACCAACGAGGAACUGAAGGAUCUCUCUGCUCGUUCCCAGAAAGACCUUGAACUCACCCGGAAAGAAAUGGAUUCGCUGGACAAGAAGUUCGCAGCUUUGCUUCGACGCAACAAAAAGCUUCAGCAGCAGGCAUUGAACUUUGCUGCUGGAACGGAGGUGUAA